Glycine soja is the source of this 1377-nucleotide messenger RNA. RefSeq names its product (+)-neomenthol dehydrogenase-like. Lineage: Eukaryota; Viridiplantae; Streptophyta; Magnoliopsida; Fabales; Fabaceae. The transcript has 4 exons. The coding region runs from base 114 to 998 and encodes 294 amino acids. The record is from RefSeq and is a predicted model, not a curated record. Gene Ontology annotation, cellular component: membrane. Gene Ontology annotation, molecular function: oxidoreductase activity, acting on the CH-OH group of donors, NAD or NADP as acceptor.
CCCAGUAACUCCAAGAACAUCCAACAUUCAAUUUAUCCAAAAAGAGAUAGAGAAGAUGGGGCACAGAAAAAUCAAAGGACCGAAAAGAAAAGAGAUUGCAGCAAAUUUCUCUUAUGAGAACCAUUCCUUAUUCUGACCACCAGAGGUGGUGGUCUAAGGAAACUAUUGCUGUGGUAACUGGUGGAAACAGAGGAAUUGGGUUUGAGAUAUGUAGACAACUUGCUGAUCAUGGAGUGACUGUUAUAUUGACGUCAAGAGACGAAAGUGUUGGUGUUGAAUCAGCUAAGGUCUUGCAAGAAGGUGGCCUCACGGAGGUGGCUUGUCAUCAACUUGAUAUAUUGGAUCCUUCAUCCAUCAACCAAUUUGCUGAAUGGAUGAAGGAAAAUUACGGUGGUGUUGACAUUCUGGUAAAUAACGCUGGUGUCAAUUUCAAUCAUGGGUCUGAAAACAAUGUUGAAAAUGCUCGCAAUGUUAUUGAUACAAAUUAUUAUGGCACCAAGAGCAUGAUUGAAGCUAUGAUUCCGUUGAUGAAGCCAUCCGCUGCUGGUGCUCGUAUUGUAAAUGUGAGCUCACGUUUAGGUCGAUUAAAUGGCAAACGAAAUAGAGUAGAAAAUGAUGCUUUGAGGGAGCAACUAAGUGAUGAGGAAUCCCUUACAGAGGAGCUGAUUGAUGGAAUGAUAUCUAAUUUUCUACAACAAGUAGAAGAUGGAAGUUGGAGAUCACAAGGGUGGCCUCAUAGCUUCACUGAUUACUCGGUGUCAAAACUUGCGAUUAAUGCCUAUACAAGGUUUUUGGCAAGGAAGUUUUCUGUAAGGCCAGAGGGUGAAAAGAUUUACAUUAACUGUUAUUGCCCUGGUUGGGUGAAAACUGCUCUAACAGGUUAUUCAGGAAGUGUCACACUUGAGCAAGGGGCUGAUACUGCGGUUUGGAUUGCCCUUGCUCCUGAUCAAGCAAUUACUGGGAAAUUCUUUGCAGAAAGAAGAGAGAUUAACUUUUAGGGUCCAUUCUUUGAGUUGAAAGAGAACGAAAAAAAAGAGAAAUAAAUAACAAAAUGAGAUGAGAUCCACACUUUUAUCUUCUACUUUAAUUAAAAACUAUUAUUCCCUUUCUUUUCACUUACCGAAUGGACCCUUAAAAGGGUUAGUGGAUUGACUUGCUACUAGCUACCACCUAAUUGCAAAGGAAAGGAAACUUAGGAGUCAUAUGAUAACUUAAGGUCUGUGUGUUAAGAGCAAGCAACUCAUUAUAAGAGACUAGAUGUUAUGAUAGAUGGCCAAAUAGUCCAUUAAUGAUUUAAUGUGACAUUGGAAUGGUAUUUGUGACACAGUUUGACCAAAUUAAUGUCAUUCAUCAAGCAUAAUUUCAUCACCAGCAAUU